Molecule: messenger RNA, 510 nt
Organism: Mesorhabditis spiculigera
Lineage: Eukaryota; Metazoa; Nematoda; Chromadorea; Rhabditida; Rhabditidae
Source: the annotation of a GenBank genome assembly
AUGCUAAAAGUCACGCUUUUCUUGUUUGCCGUGGCGGUUACGGUAGCUGCCCGGAACGCCGUGCAGCCGGUCAGGAUGACCACACCGGAAGGGACGCUCAUUGGAGGCCGUCGAAACACCCUACGCCCCCGUGGAUCUCGGCAACCGGAAAUCUAUGCUCAUCCGAUUGAGGGAUACCGGCUGACGACCCCGCACGAUGCUGAGAUUGGCCAGGAUGGCGACAACUACCGUCAUGAGACCAUCGGAGCAGCAGAAGAAGGAGAAGACGUCCGAGACCAUACCCUCCCCACACCAAUCCCUGAGAAGCCUGAAAAUCUCCAUCAUGGACCCACCCAUCCACCAAAAGGAAUCGUCCAAGAUUUAGCAGACAUCUCCGGCGAGCCGGCCGAGCGAUGGACGCACGUUUGCAAGUGGUGCGUGUCUAGUUCACCAGAAAAAGCCAAAUCCUGCUGUGGGGCCAACGAGCGCCUCCUCUUCUGCGCCAUGUUCAUGGCUGUCUGCGAGCACAUC